GGUGCCGGGGGCUGUGCCCGCAGGAUGCUCCUGCGCUCCUGGAAGUCUCUGUUCACGGGGCGGCUGCUGCUCCUGACCAACACCCUGAGCUGCGGGGGGCUCCUGGCGGGCGGGGACCUCCUGCAGCAGCAAUGGCACCGCCGCAAGCACCCCGAGAGCCAGCACCAACUGGGACGCACUGGCCGGAUGUUUGCGGUGGGCUGCAGCCUGGGGCCGCUGAUGCAUUACUGGUACCUGUGGCUGGACUCAGCCUUCCCAGCCCGGGGCGUGCGGAGCCUCAGGACGGUGCUGAAGAAAGUCCUGAUCGAUCAGGCGGUGGCAUCGCCCAGCAUGGGAGCCUGGUUCUUCCUGGGCAUCGGCACCUUGGAGGGCCAAUCUCUCCAGGAGAGCUGGGACGAGCUGAAGGAGAAAUUUUGGGAAUUCUACAAGGCUGACUGGUGCGUGUGGCCGGCGGCGCAGAUCCUGAAUUUCCUCUUUGUGCCACCCACGUACCGCGUGGUUUAUGUCAACGUGGUGACUCUGGGCUGGGACACGUACCUGUCCUACCUCAAAUACCGGGAUCCACCGCGGCAGAGCCAGCGCAGCGCCGGGGCGUAGAGAGGGGACGAGGCCAUUCCAGAGGCUCCUGCCUGCACCAAAUGGAUUUUUGGGCACUGUGGAAUGAGGGAAUGGAUGGCCAGAGCCAGCCCUCCACGUACCUGCUGCUGAUUAACUCAUCUGCUAAUUACAGCCAUGGGUUGGGGUUGUAACAA
This is a messenger RNA of Sturnus vulgaris (Common starling), 752 nucleotides long. RefSeq names its product MPV17 mitochondrial inner membrane protein like 2 (gene MPV17L2). The record is from RefSeq and is a predicted model, not a curated record. Gene Ontology annotation, cellular component: cytoplasm; mitochondrion; membrane. Gene Ontology annotation, biological process: mitochondrial ribosome assembly. NCBI's taxonomy places the organism in Eukaryota, Metazoa, Chordata, Aves, Passeriformes, Sturnidae.